Amoebophrya sp. A120 is the source of this 10332-nucleotide messenger RNA. The record is from the annotation of a GenBank genome assembly. NCBI's taxonomy places the organism in Eukaryota, Dinophyceae, Syndiniales, Amoebophryaceae.
AGAAGUUCCCUCAUUUUCUUCAUAGCCCCCGUCUUCUAUCCACCCCACGAUAUUUUGUGUGUUUCGCUUAUUUAGACAGAUUACAUGCGCUUGCGCAACCAAUGCCAGCAUUGUUACUCGAUUUCAGUAGAGUAUGCUUGUCCUCCUAGAAUGAGUUGUACCCCAACUCGUGCUGGUGACAGCUAAUUUGUCACCAGUACGGCAAUGCAAAAUCAAUAAACAUGUAAAAGCUCCACAUUGCAUCAAUAAAUGCGGUGGUGUCCUCGUCCGGGAGGAAAGCGUCUUCUACUUCUGUGCCGGGGUCUAGGAUAGUUGUUUCUGUUUCUAGUUUUCUGCGGCUUGUGUCGUGGCUUGUGACAGAACAAGUUGUGCCUGAUGAUGAAAGUAACUUGUUGCAAACAAAACAAAAUCCACGCGGUUGGUCGACGUCUUUUAGCUCCUGUUGAACAUAUUCCGGCGACGGCGAGUUCUUCUUGUUACUGGUAGUGUAUUUUGCUUGUUCUUCCGUGCAGAAUCAACUUCUACUACCACGACCACCUCAUGCUUCGCUGGUGCCGAAGAAAGAGAACAAGCGGACGACCUCUGCUGUCCCCAGUGCAGACGACUGCGACUGGGCGGUUCCUGUCCGUCUCGACGAGGACGAAGAAGACAACGCGUAUUGAUCUUGCCAACAUCUACUUGGAGAAGACCUUCCUACAUGUAGUCCUCCUGGCGCUUGUUUUAGUCCUACUACUUGCAGGUGGGCCACGACCGUCGGAGGUUAAUAGAAAUCUCGAUCGCAUACAUGGUGUCGAAGAGCAUGUUGAGCACAGCACAGCAAGUACAUCAUCACGAACAACCACGACCCCUGGAGCUACUAAAACGGCGACUGUACAACUGUUUGCCCGUGCCCUGUCCCUCACCGUAGUUGAAAAACACAAGCGGAGUAGAAAGAGUAGACUCAUCCAAGAUGAACAGACAGCGAUAAGCAGCACACCAGCGCAGCAGCAGCAGCAAGUAGAACAGCAGCACAGAAUAAAUAGUGGUAGAAAGAAGAUAGCAAUCGGAGGGCCUGUAAAUAAGAAUGGUCGACGUUCAUCUCGUGUUCUUCCAGAUCGGAGGACGCGGAUGGUUGCAUCUUCGGGGGCUUCAUCCGAAAAUAAAGUUUUUCUCCAACACAACCCGGAUGACACCGCUAUUGCUUUAUCGAAGGCAAGAACUACCUCUGUGGUCGAACAACUUGAAGAUGGACGAGAUGAACAUGGACGUGAGGAUCAAGAGCACCUGGUGCACGACCCCCGUACUAGCAGGAGGAGAACGACAGCUUCUCAGGACGACGAAACGAUCCCAGCAGCGGGAGUAGAUGUAGAACCUCCAGAACCUCCGGGUCCGGCGGAAAUAGUUGUAGAAGAGCAUCCCCCUCAACCUCAAGGUCGUGGACACGAACAGAACCUGAACUUUUUAGAACAGAAUCAGAAACAAAAGCAGGGCAAAGACGUAGUAGACCUGUCGCCCCCUUCUUGUUGCGGCGAUCUAUUAGGAACAGCUCCUGCACAGGAUGAUCAUUCUUCGCACCAACUAAUCGCGUUCCGGAACAAGAGCCAUGUACCUCCCCCACCAGCUGCGAAGAAGUCUUCAAAUGAUGGUGAUAAUAAGUCAGUAGGUGGUCUCGGUCAGGGUCGUGACGUGUCGAAGAAGGAGUUCGAGGCGGUCCAGGACAUCCAAGUAUGCAUUGCAAUAAAAGCAUCCUACUCCUGUGUACAAAUUUUCGCAUAUGUAACAAAUUUUCUCAUCUUCAAGAAAAGUGCUGCAAUGUGCUAUGCUAGAUCAGGUAGAAGAUGAACAAGUAGAUGAGUACAACUUCUGCGAUUUAUUUUGGUACGAGUGCGAUGCUUUAUGCUUUUGCAGUGGAUACACGGCGCUCCUGCUGAACAAUACUUGGGGCGCUCCAUCGCAAGAAGGUUUGUCGCUCGGACCCCUGCAUGAUUUCGGCUACACCUGCGGGUGCGAGCAUGGCUUUCCGGCGACCGGAGCCGCUUGCACGGAACCACACGGAAAUAUUUGUGCCUCUUGCCACGACGAAGGCACCGUCAACUACCUGGCCAACAAGAUUUGCUACCCCAUAAACCACCCGCGGCCGAAGGCCGGUCGCUGGCUACCGGACACGGAUGACCUGUUUCAGAACCAGAACAUCCAACCUCUUCCAGCUCACAUGGAAGACCCGUGCCGGUACGGAAAAGAUCAAUACGGAAAAACGGGCACCCGCGAACACUGGCAGACCCUGGAGGCGGGCGUAAGAGUUCGUGGGACGAGCGUUCGCAAGAACAAAUGGGCCUGGCCUGGUAAUGAUCAUCUGAAUCUGGAGGACUACCUCAACGAUGUGUGGGAGGCGAAUCAGGUGUGCUUUGGUGGUUACGGGGACGACGGAGCUAGCAAACGAAACGAGGAUAUUGUCGGGGAAUUCGUGAUAUCCAAAGCAAAAGUUGUAUAAGUGAUUGAUAGCAGCGCUAGCACACCACCGGUAGUGAAAAAGAAUAUACAAGAAAAUCGUACAAAAUUAAUGAUAUGCAUGAUCGUUCGUAGGACCGAUAGUGCGUAGAAAUAGUACGGAACAUCAAAGCUUAUCACCAACAGCCUAGAUAGCAGAGUCACUACGCGUGCCAUGAUCACGAAUGCAACACUUUUGCAGUGGAUACGAGAUUCCAAGCGAAGUUGCGGAUCGUGGAGCCGUUAGCCAGGUGACACUCGUCCACAAGAAGGGCAAGAUCGCAUGCGCCGAUUCAACCAAUUUCGGCUCUUGCAAGCUGGACCAGUGGGCCAGCCUGAAUGACGGGAAGGCUGGCGUAUUUCUGUCGCGUGACGAUCUAGCCGGAAACCCGGUACUCGUAUCCUGAGCAAAAACGUCCCCACCUCCCCAUGGUCAAGCUCAUAUUAAAUCUGCAAGAAGAACUGCAACGCAAAUCUCCAAGUCUUGGGAGUUGUGCAUGACAAGUUUCCGCCUGCAGAAGUGUAGUGCUGGUUAUUAGCAAGGGAAGCCGCAUGAAAGAGCCAUUUAUAAUUUCUCAUCCUGUUCACAAAGAAAUGCCAAAACACGAUCGGAAAUGCCUACCAUGGAGAUGCGCAUCACAAGUGUUCCUGUCAACAUUGCGCAGUUGCAUGACAACUCUGGGGUGGAUUGGACGUUUUUCCACCGGAGAAGUCGCACCCUUUCCCGAUAUGUACCGGUUCGUAGACCCGCAGACCGAUUGGUUCCAGCCGGCGCAAAGUUUUCGGUUCGUUCCCCAAACGAACGAGAACGGUAGGCUGGCCUACGCCGUCCUCCGCGAAGGAGAGCCGAAUGGAAACGGCCACUUUGCGGACGAGCUGCAUUUCCGGGGAGAGACGGGCGUGGGAGCGAGUGUCUUCACAUUUCCAACAGGCGUCAAAUACCACCUGCAACAAGGCGAGAACUGGAGAGGCAUGGUAGACCGAGCCGGUGACAACAAGGGUAUUGUGUGCGUUGACGUCGUGGUCUGCAUGGCGAUUCCAUUUUCCAACGGCUUCCCCGAGUGCCACGUAGGCUACCACUUUAAUAGUCUUCCCUCGCUGCAGAACACGUGCGAACCAAAUGUCUGCCACUGCAACAACGGACAAGGAGCGGAAGGCACGGCCUGCGUGCCCCACGGGGCUCACGUUUGCACAAGUUGCAAGAACGACAACUACGCACUGGACGAUACGACCAAGAAGUGUGUGAAGCAAUGUACCUGCGACAACGGAACCGUGGCGGGGGCAGACGCUUGCGAAGCCGCAGGCGAUAACACUUUCCAAGUCUGCUCUGCAUGCAACGCGGGCUACCAUUUAAACGUCAUUACGAACCUGUGCGACGAGAACCAGUGUACGUGUCGCAACCCAAAUUUCUCCGGGACAACCAACACCGCCUGCCCGGUACACGAUACAGAGGUGUGCGAGAGCUGCUUGACUGAGUGUGGAGGUAAUUAUGGACAGUGUGACUUAUGCAACGCUGCUCGGCCCCUGAACUCAAACUGGGACAUGGCCUGUUGCGCGAAUAGUGGAUCUGGUGGAACCGCUACAGGAGACGACGAUAACCACUGUGCCCGCGUUAUCGAAUUCCCAGUGGCGGAUAAUUAUGACUUUCAAAACUCCGGCGGAGGUACAGAUGAUCUCCCGCCAGAGUGCGUGCCGACUUAUUUCAAACUGACCGGGCAAACGAUGUAUCCUGUGCAAAAGUAUCGUACUCGUACAAAUGCAAGUCUUGCAUUACAAAUCUUGUUUCCAAGGCAAAUCUGCAUUACAAAUUUCAUUUCUCAUGCUGAGAAAAUUUGUAAUGCAUGAAUACGAGUGCGAUACUUUUGCACAGGAUACGAUGUCGCCGCCAGCCGGCAGUGCUCCAGUCCCGCUCACUUUGGAGCUUUCCCCCCUCCACAACGAACGCGCAUGGGUUUCCGAGGGGCAUCUUGGGUGUUGGCGCAGUUGUCGUGAUCGGGCGGGGUAUUGCGACUCUUGCCAGGUCACCGCGGGGCCGGACUUUUCCUCCUACGAAGGAGCCUGCUGUGAAUACAGCCAAGACGAAAUAACCGGGCAGCUUCAACCCGCUGUACUAGAUAGCGACAACCAAAUUCGGCGGGAGUGCAACAUUCUACCUGCGAUCAACUGGUCCGAAGUCGGAAAGAAGUUCGUCGCCUUCUCCGGGUAUCCGGCCUGUGUGGCGGUUCCAAACUGGGUACGGACCCCGUCUUGUCUAGCAGAGGAGCUCUGCGGUGCCGACGGGGAGGGGAAGUUGUGCAACAACUGUAUGAGUUUUUUUAUCGCUGAAGCAGGUGGAAACCAAAAUGCUGUUUUUGGCAAGUCCGCCGCCUGUUGCUCGAGAGCAAAUACCGCUGCCUAUAAUAAUGGCAUAGAAGACCACAACGUCUGUGCCAAUGCGGGUUCUUACCCGAUUGCCGACAGGGUCGCGGACAGUUCCUUCUGGCAGCCGGAGUGUGUUCUCAUGGAUCUUGUGUGUGUAGACCCAGGAACACACCCGAGCGGCGGACAAUGCGUCCCGAAUGAAUGCACCUGUCCCACUGGCGGAAAGGGCGCCACGGGCGCGGCCUGUCCUGUUCACGGACAGGAACUUUGUGACACGUGCAACGACGGGUACCAUAUGAAACCUGGUUCGACCUCCUGCGAUGAGAAUGUCUGCAGUUGCGACAACGGGAUUGGGGCGACGGGAGUGGAGUGUGUAACCCCGGGGCCAUUCUGCACGAGUUGUAAUCCCGGGUAUCACAAAAAUGUAAACAACUUCUGCGUGAUCAACGUGUGUUAUCCUGUGCAAAAAUAUCGUACUCGUAUUGCAAUCAUGCAUCACAAAUAUUUUUUUAAAAGUGAAUCCGCAUUGCAAAUUUCCUUUCUCAUCAUGCUGGGGAACUACUUUGUAAUGCAUUUAUACGAGUACGAUACUUUUGCAGUUCAUAUGUGUACCUGCACCAACGGAAGCGGUGCGCACGGGCUGCCGGACUGCAUUGCCCACGGGGCGGAGCAGUGCGCGGUAUGUGAAAACGAGGGGUUUCACCUCCUGACUAGGGAAAUGAGCAGAGAGGACUUUAUCGCUGCCGCCGCAGGGCCGAACUCUGCUGACAGCGAUAAUUCUGCUUCGGAUUUAUUUUACCGGAGAACCUGCGAACAAAACCUCUGUUACUGCACUAACGGCACCGCAGCGGAAGGAGCUAACUGCACACAAAACAACACGGAAAUCUGCACUGAUUGCGACGACCCGGGAUACUUUCUGAACACCACGACAACCGCGAACGGAACGAUAACUAUGACCAGCUGUGAUUUAAAAGAGUGCACCUGUGGAAAUGGUGGUGUCGCGGCCAGUGGAAUCUCCUGCCCGGUGAAUGGUAUGGACAAGUGUGAGUCUUGCACGGAGGCAGAGGGAUACCACAUGGAAAAUGUUACGGUAAUAGUUGCGGUUGGCGCUGCCAACGAUACAGAUAUUGAAAAUAACGCGGAAGUAGACGUAGCGCAACCUGAAGACGGCAAUCUUCACAUCGAUUUGGCCAGCAAUUCGCUUGAAGCCGAUGUAGCUGAACUUGAACAGCAAGAAGCCGGUUUAUCGUCCAAUGAAACGACGACCGAAAGCCUGCAAAACUCAUCCUCAAACGCAGCUACAGAGAGGACCUUUGUAAGCCAAAUCUGUGUCCUCAACCAGUGUCUUUGCGCUGGGGGGACCGCCGCGACCGGUACGGAUUGUGCCGAGAAUGGGACGGAAGUUUGUGUUGCGUGUGACGAGGAGAAAGGAUUUGGCUUCGAUAAGGAGAACGACGUAAACAGUCCUCGCAUAUGCGUACUAACAUCAACAACCUCAACCACAUCCAGCACUUCUCAAAAAGAACACAUCAUCGAGGACGAAACCACGACGACAACCCAGCCCCCAGCUACCACCGAAGAGCCCAAAAAUAAUGUGACCGUUGCCCCGGCGGAGACCGAUGAAAAUGCCGCCGAAAAGGAGGACACGUCCGGCUGCUGCCUACUUCUAGUUUUCUUAAUACUCGCUCUGAUAAUCGCGAUCGGGAUAGCGGUGUAUUUUUUGUUUUUCGCGGAUAGUGCAACAGAAGAAAACGACAGUGAGGAGGAAAGGAGGAGAAAUAGAAACAAGCGCAGCCGGGAUAAAAAGAAGAACAAUAGAGACGAUGAUAGUACAACUACAGAUACCAUUCUCACGUUUGGUGUCAUUGAGAGAGCCUUUUUGAACGCCGGAUUCGCGGGGCAAUACGCUACGGAUUUGGCAAAGCAGGUGGUGUUUGACGAAAGAUGUGAGGAUGAUGAAGAAGUUCUAAAGCCUGAAACGUCGAGUAAUGAUGCGCAAAUCUUAAGCCGCGUGAAAAGCCUACUACCUUCCUCGUCGGUGGAUACUACGAACGAAAGGAAGUCUUCAUCCUCGUCGUCAUUGCGUGUCGGAAAACUCCGACGCUUCUUACGCGGCUUACUGAGAGCCCAAAAGCCCAAGUGGAGGGCUGAGCAAUUGGCGCUGCCUUCAAGAAAGUCAUCCUUCGAAGACCACAGUAAAAUGGACAGCAAUGCCAGCUUGGAUCUUGAAAACGCAACUAAAGGGGGAGUCACUCUACUUACCAAGAAGCAAGCAAGACGCGUAGUGCAUCAAAACCUCGGAUACUCAGACGAAUUCGCGGCGUACGCCGCUGGGAAACUGGCUAAAACCGCGGAAAGGGCGGAGAUGUAUCAAUUGGCCCAAUUAGUGGAUACAGGUGAGGAAUUGCAAAAAUGGCAUUGGGAGGACUACGUCGACAGCAAAAGCAAAGACAACGAAGACGAAAGCUUGAUGCGAGCCUUUGCGAAAGCUGUGGCGGAAAUGGAAGAGAACAGGAAGAGCAGAAUGUUGAAAAGUAGGAACAACAAACAGAAAGACCACAAAAAUGCACGGCCGCAGGUCUCUAUUCAUCCAGAGUUCGACUUCGAUAUAGCCGACUUUACUGUCGACGACGCGAGGUUUCGUUUAGAAUCCAACAUCGGCUUGAGCGAGAAAAUGGCGGCGUUUUUGGCUCCGAAGCUGGUGAAAAAGGCCCGGGAAGUUGUGUAUGAGGGGGCAUAUGUGAUAGUCGGGGGAAGCAAAGACGGCGGAUCUGGUACUGGCAGCAACGGGUCGUCUGGAAGUAACGCAGCUGCUUCGACGAUGAAUCGGUUACCGAGGUUUGCGAAACUUGCGUUUCGUUCCUCAACAUCCAAACAAGACCACUCAGCUGAUUGGGAAAACUGGGAAAAACACUGUGAAAAAGCCGAUAGGAAGCUUAUGAAAGACGCGAUAGAGAAAAGGAAAAAAUCAAGCAAAGACGAGCAUCAAGAAGUCUCCAGUUCUGAUUCAGACAGUAAAAGAAAGAACGCCGACGACAGUCACAGUGAAAAAGCUUCUCUGCUGAAAGAGUUUUUCACUAGUGUUUACUUCCGUCACCGCAAGGAGCAGCAGAGGAAGAACAAGCAUCUUACAGGUUUCGCUCUCGACCUUUUCGGAGAGAGCACUCGCAGUGGCGACGGAGAUACAACUUCUAAGACGAGUGCGGUUGUUGUGCACAGUAAGGAUCUUCAUCAUGUCAAGCAUCAAGGCAGUAAGGAUAAAAAAGACGACGUGCGUGAUAAGGAUCAUGGCCACGACCAUGAUCAUAAUUCCGACCGGAAGUCAAAAGUUGUGGUCAUCAAAAGGAAAAGUAGCGACGAUUACGUCGUCGAUCCUGGGAAGUCGAAAUUGACUAAAAAAAGCGGCGACCAUGCUACUUCCGACGAAGAGGCAAACAAGUCGAGAAAGGACAACAGAAAGUCGAAAAGUAGGACAACGAAAAGCAAUAUUAGCGACUUUUCCUCUUUCGGAACGAAUACAAGCUCCGUCGCGUCCACAAACACUGCAGACAGUCACGACUCUUCUGACAGAACCAAGGGAAAAAAGAAGAAAGACAAAGACAAGAAACCCGGCGUCAAAAGAAGCUUUUUGAAAUCGAAAAUCCAAGCCACCGGAGCGAUUGUCGGUGUGGGGGCUAGUGCAGCUGCCUCAUCUACUUCUGCUCGGGGAACGAAAAUUAAGAAAUCUGACAUAUCGCGGGACAGCGAUAAUAGUAAGAACACAGCGGAUGGAGAUACAACAGAUAACGACGACAAUCAGGACAUCACGGUGAAAGUGCGAGACGGUACCUCCCUGGCGAACGCGUCCUUUGGGACGAAAAAGAAGAAAAAGAAGUCGAACAAUCCGAUUCUGAGUUUUAGUGGCAGUCUAUGAAAGUGCACAACUCCCCCCUUUCCCUCAUUUGUCAUGCAAAAUUCCAAUUCCACCCUUUGCCUGUUAGCACUGUUUGCAUGACAGACUCCGAAAUCCAAAACAGCACUACAAUGCUCUAGAAAUUUUUCAUGCAAAAGCUGCAUCUCUGGCAGCGCUUGUGUUGCUGUCCAUGCAACACAAAUGAGGGGGAGGGGGAUUUGUGCACUCUCAUACAGUCCACCUGGUGGAAAUACGCCUGAUCAUACCGAUCAGGAAAAACAAGGUGCCGAUUCGGAUAAAAGUAACUCCGCUCAAGGACCUCCACAGGACGAAGUGACCCUGCAGUUUCGCGCCGAGUUGGCUUUGGUCGAUAUUGGAUUCGGUCCGGCGCAGGCGAAAGCUCUUGCGCACCGGUUGGCGGCCAUGGAGGACAAGGAUGAUGAAAAUCAAAAUGCAAGCCUCACUACCGAAGAGAAAAAUAUUGCAUCCAAAUAUGGAAAGAAAAAAGUUUGUCACAGUCACUAACUUGCAGGUUUUGCAUUACAAAUUUUUUUAGCAUCACAAGUUUUCCUUGUAUUGCAGAAACACUAGGGAAAUCCCCUAUGAAGCUUGGCUGUCAUGCAUUUUUACGCAUGACAGCCAGUUUUGUAUUGCAAAAAUGCGCAUGAGUGAUCGUGACGAACUUUUUUUGUUUGAUACCAAAGGGCUCCACGUGAAUACCAAGAUCCAGGACUUUCACCAGUUGGCAAACGAGCUCGUUAUGAAAUGUAAAAAUGUCUGGGUCUGGAAGAUUGCAACUUGUCAUGCUGUUUUUGGACUCUAAAAAAAUUUGUAUUGCAUGACCAGCAAGAGGAGUGCAAUUUGUGCCAUACGGACAGAACAUUUCUCAUGCGGCAUACGUAUCAGGAAGCUCAAUCAAAAACUGUGAUGCUAGGUCAUGCAUUACAGGCAUCAGGGAUCAUGCAAUAUAUGCAUCACAAAUCUCUUUCUCUCACUCUUCCAGACCCAGACAUUUUUACAUUUGAUACUCGUGGCGAAAAAGCAAUUCUUUUUCGAGCGGCCGCUCACACCGGGCGAGAAAGCGGAGAUUGAGAAGCGACGGAAACAACCUGGCCACAGCGGCACACUGGACGCUGACCCGACGCAUAGUCGGAAGAGCCGGAAGCCACACCAGCUGCCCACAGACGCGGGGGUUAUUCUGCCGCUGUCCAUGUUGGGAAAAUCGGUGAAGAAUAAGGGGAGAUUGCUGAAAAAAAGGACACUGAGCAAAAAGAACUCGCCCAGUAAUAUUGGCAUGAUCAUCAAAGGGGCGGAAGGCGAGGAGGGUGGGCCUGCUGGUGAUCGUGGUGAUCCACCCAGUAGUCCGUGAUCAACAUAUUUAGACAUCAUGAAUUCGAGAUUUACAGCUGUAAAUCUUUCAGGUUAUCGGUGCGAAGAUGGUGCUGUUGCUGAUGUAGAAGUUUUAGUUUACUGCUCAUCAGAAAUCUCAUUUUUGUGUGGAGGUCCCUGAUGAACGCAUCUGCUCAAAAUGCUCUCUAGACGCAAGAUAAUUUUUUUUCGCUGGAUUUGAUAAGAUUUGAUCGCUUUUGACAGGAGAACUAGUAAAGUGCACA